GAAUUCGCUGUAUCAAGACCGUAUAUGAAUAGACGAUACGCCGAGUUAUUUGCGCGGGAUUUGCCGAACGCUGGGCCCGAUGAUAACGAAUAACCGAGACGCAUAGUAAAGGCAUGUGGCCGGUUGCUGCUGCUCGCUGAAACAAUCGAACGCGCACUCCGAAAAUGUAAAUCGUUACUUUUCUGCAUCGCAUCUAUUCCAAGUAGUAACAUUAUCCGCGCACACCUGCUUUAAUAUAUACCAUUGCUUUAUUUUUUCGACUGUGUUUUGCGUGCGACCUAAAUCGGAGGCUCGAAUCUCUUACGUACAGGCGCCUAUCUCAGCGCAGUCGUUGGAUUAUCUCGUGUUGAUCAGCUCGUGACUAACGACUACUACUACUGCUACUACUACUACAUACUACUGUGGCAGUUGGCAUACACACAACGACACAACGCUUAUUUCGAGAGCACAAAAUGUUUUUUUAGUAUUUUUUUUUUUCACCAUUCGUAAAAAACAAAUGUUACGUCUUCUUGCCAACGUGAAGAAGUACUUGUAAAAUCGCAGCGUAUUUUCGUCACUCUGCAUCGGAAGGAACGUCGAUGAAUUCCUGAGGAAUCACGGAAGUCGAUCGUUCUAUACGACAACUUGAAAAUAUCGAAUGGCACCCAACUGGCUUGUAUCGGCUACUGCAUUAGCUCCUCCAAAGCUCCACUCGGAGUACCGGAGCACCUACACCUGGCACGAGUACACGGGCUCGGGCCAGCAGGAUCACAACUCGCAGCAGCAGGCGGUGGUGCGCCGAGCGCCCCAACAACAACAGCACCACCAGCAACAGAAUCCUAAAGAGCAGGAGGCCAAGUUGGUCGCCGCGGCGCCGGUCAUCAAGCCUUCCGAGGAUGAUGUAGCUGGCACCGGCGAAGGCCCGAGCAUGGAGCCACCACUGCCGAGAAGAAAAAAGUACCCGGAGCUGGCCUAUCGUACCCACGAGUUCAUACCGGCGGCUGCAGCCGACGCGGCCGGCGUCGAUUGCCUCGACUCCAAUGUCGUCGCUGACAAAGUGCGGGAGGUAGCCAAGGUGCUGCCGACGUCGCAGCUGAGCAAAGCCAUCACGAAGAUCAGCACCGAGUAUCGGCUGCAGUUCGCCUGGCCGCGCAAGCAGCAGCAGGCCCUGACGAACGGCGAGGUCAACGAGGCCGGUCAGCAUCCGCCGCGUAAAUCCCUCAGUAUGGGUGUGCUGAGACAGGGCUCCCUCUUCGGCGGCGGCGGUGGUGGUCCGGGUGGUGCCGCCCCGAUUGCUCCGGUGCACAAGAAGCGAGGCCAGCAGGAAAUUAACAAACAGCAGCAGAUUACCGGUCAGCCGGCGGUCCUAGCGCAACAACAGUCGCAUCAGAUAUCGUCGUCGGAGCUCGAGCCGCUGGUCGGCAGGAAGCAGCAGCCACCUCAGCAUCUAUUGAGCAACGUCGUCGAGGAGCGCGACGAGCCCGAUCAAGCACCGACGGCACCAGCAGCCGUGAAUUAUCGCAAACGUACCACGGGAGCCGGUCGAGCCGUGAGACUCGUCGAUCCGGACGGCAGCCAACAGCAGCAGCAGCAGCAGCGGCCCUUCUCGGCCGCCCAAGUCGUCGAGCUUCGUCGCGAGCUCAAGCGCCUGGCCGAGGAGUACAAGCACCGCGACUGGACCGGCUCGGGCGAGGACGAGAACGCGGGCCUGUGGCGUCACGUGAGCAGCAGUCAGGCCCUCGAGGCCCUGUCGCUGGCGCGCCACCAGCAGUCGCCCAGCAGCAAGGAGCAGAAGGAGAAGGAGAACACGAGGAAGGUGGCGGUGCCCGCGGCGGGCAGGCCCAGCAACGAGCAGGCCAGGCCCGUCUUUCAGCCCGAGGACUUCGGGCCGGACAACGAUCGGGCGCUGGCACGUGCUCGCCGAGACUUUCUCUUCAGGCAUCAUCUCGAUCGCACCACCGGGGUUACGCUAGGUGACGGGGCACUCCUUCCCUCUCCGACGAGAGAGAAGCUGGAGCCCGUGACGCCGAGAAGACGAGACGAGACGCCCGUGGGCCAAGGUGGCCAAGAGCCGCCGCAGUCGGCUCGCUCGAGACCCAGCCCGAAGAGCAGUCCGCGGGCGGCUCGCUCGCAGAGCGCGGGUCCCGCCGCGCUCAAGGAGGGUCGCUCGCCCAAACGCCGGCCCGUCUCCUGCAGCCAGGCCAACAAAGUCGACGGGGAGAAGACCACCGAGCGACAGCCACGACCGAAAACCGCAGGCCGCACGAAGAUCGUACGAAUCGACGACGGAUCGUCAACAACAAGAAGACCGAGAAGAAGCUCGAGUAGCGUGGCGACAACGACGAGGUCGGCGUCUCGGACGAGGAGCACGGCGGUUCCCGUAGCGAGGGUGAUGGUGACGAGGCCCUCGAUCCGAUGUAAUAAUAAGAAACUGACCGCGGAGCCGGCAAUCAACGGCCAAGAUCAGCCACAGCAGCCAGCAGAACAGCCACCCUGGAUGGAAAACGGCCAGCCGCUGGUAAAAAGCCCACCCGAGCCGACGCGCGUCAAGUCGCCCGAGCAGAUGAUCAUGCGCUCGCCCGAGCCGGUCAACUGGACCGUGCCCCUGGACACGGGCAAGACCUUCACUGUCACUCAAAACGUACUCGAGGGAGAGCCGCUGACGAGAGCGCACAGCGAGGCCCGAAGCUGGGGUCCACAGUCGGCGCCGCCGGAGCUAACCGGGCGCCUUCAGCACAGGCUGCACCAGCAGGGCAGCGGCUACAAGUCGCCCGACAGCGAGAGCAUGUCCCUGCCGAGCUUCGGCGCGGCCAGCAACGGACUGCACAAGGACGACUCGGCGGCCGGAAGCCCGAUGGCCAGCAAAGACGAGCCGAUCCAGGAGCAGCCACAGCAGCACGCCAGCGACCUGCUGGAAAAGGCGCGCAAUCGUUUCGACAAGUUCUGGGGCAAGAGCAGUCCCGACGAUCAGCAGCAGCAGCAGCAGCAGCCGCCCCAACAGUAAAUAAACAGCAGCAGCCGACACCGACUCGCGGCAAAAGUAAUAGUCCUCGAGUAGCCAUCGCCGCCGCUGUGGCCGUCGCCGUCGUCGCCACCGCAACGC
Molecule: messenger RNA, 3082 nt
Organism: Trichogramma pretiosum
Lineage: Eukaryota; Metazoa; Arthropoda; Insecta; Hymenoptera; Trichogrammatidae
Exons: 12
Coding region: 638-2983 (781 amino acids)
Biological process (GO): negative regulation of centriole replication
Molecular function (GO): microtubule binding
Source: RefSeq, a predicted model, not a curated record